CGCACCCCUGCUUUCCCUUCCACUCCCCCAAAGCCCACAUACCUUUCACCACCUUACAUACGCUCUGAUAACUUCACUCCCUUCUUGCAAAUCCACUAACAUGCGCCCUCACCUUCUCUCCUCCAUCACCACCACCGCCGCCGCCGCCGCCGACGUCAACACCUUCUCCGCCGCAGGUGCCAUGCCUCCGUCAUCACCCUCUCCCAAGUCCAGAAAACCUUCUUCGAACUCCACCUCGAAUUCCAGCCUCUGCAAGCACUCUCCGUCCGCCACACUCGACCUCCUCAUCCUCAUCCUCGUUCUAUUCUCCGGCUCCUUCCUUCUCACCUCCUACUUCUCCUACAUCUUCCACUCCCUCUCUCUCCUCCUCCCGUCUCUCAUUCUCUCCCAUUCCGACUCCUUCCGCGACUCUCCCCUUCCUUACAUUCUAGGGUUUCUGAUCUUCUUCACAAUUUUGAUUGUGGCAGUCGAGAUCUGCUGCGGUUACAGGUCGAGGAAGUGCGAUAAUCCCGCCUGCAAGGGUUUGAAGAAGGCUUUGGAGUUUGAUUUGCAGCUGCAGACCGAGGAUUGCUUGAAAUCGGCAUCGAAGGAGAUCGAUAGGUUGCCUUGGAAGGGCGGGAACGAGGCCAAUCCCGAUUACGAGUGUUUGAGGGCGGAGCUCAGGAAGAUGGCUCCGCCUAAUGGUCGGGCCAUCUUGCUGUUUCGCGCGCGGUGCGGAUGCCCUGUCGCCAAGCUCGAAGGGUGGGGCCCCAAGCGCGGUCGGCGACACAAGAAGAGUCUGGCCUAUGUGGCUCAUAAUGGAGCAGAUCAUCGCUGACUGCUGCUGCUGGUUCUGCCGUUGGGUUCAACUCGUUUCUCCAUUUUUAUCUUUUUUUGUUUUUUUUUUUGUUUUUUCUUUAAAUAUAAAAAAUUCUUGAAUAUCGGAUGCUCUUCAUCUUCUUCCCAGAAAACAUUACUUGAUCAGAACUUUUUUUUUUUUUUUUUGGGGCCUAUAAUCCUACAGUCUGGCGGCAGAUCUAAUCUCCUAAUAUAUUAAGUAGGAGGACAUUUCCUGUAUCCACAUUAUGAUGUGAGGAGGUCUCCCCUCUUUUUGUGGAAGGGCAUUUUACGCAUUUUUAAUGCCAAUAAAUAUAAUUAAGUAGCAAGUGGAUGUUCUUUGCUUAUUA
Messenger RNA from Malania oleifera, 1166 nucleotides. RefSeq lists its product as uncharacterized. The coding region runs from base 101 to 817 and encodes 238 amino acids. NCBI's taxonomy places the organism in Eukaryota, Viridiplantae, Streptophyta, Magnoliopsida, Santalales, Ximeniaceae. The transcript has 2 exons. The record is from RefSeq and is a predicted model, not a curated record.